AUAGGAGAGAGAAAGGGGCAUUGACGGGGACCCACCGCGGGUAUUGAAAGGCGGCUCUGGCAGCGGCGGCUCCAGCUCCAGCGGCUCCUCCUCCUUCUCCUUCCUUCUCCUCCUGCUGCCGCUGCGGAUCCAGUCUUCCUCCCUCCCUUCCCCCCUCCCCACGUCGUCGCCGCCGCCGCCAGGUCCGGGGCAACGAGCAGAGGCGCCGCCCGCCGGGAAUGUGAGCGAGGAGCCACCGGCGGAGCCGCAACGGGGUCGGUGCGGAUUUGAUGGGACGGGCCCGCGGGGGAGGAUCGUGAGGCCGCCGCUGUCGCCGGAGCGCUGAGAUUCAGGUCCGGCUGUGAGGCCUAGAGGCGCCGCCGCCGCGGAACCGGAGGGACGCCGCGCCGGACAGCCGUCGCCCCGGGCUCCCUGCUGCUGUCCGGACCUCCCCCCGCAAGUCCCGGUCCCGCCACCCGCGCCCGCUGCGGCCCUCUCACCCGUCUCCCGCUCCUCAAAACCACAGAUCAUCUUCGGAUUCUUCUCCAGAAGCUUCAAGGGAUAUGUCCUCAGCACCAACUACUCCUCCAUCAGUGGAUAAAGUAGACGGAUUUUCUCGGAAGUCCGUCAGAAAAGCCAGACAGAAGAGGUCUCAAAGUUCCUCACAGUUUAGGUCUCAAGGCAAGCCUAUUGAGUUAACACCUCUGCCACUGCUGAAAGACGUUCCAUCCUCAGAGCAGCCUGAACUGUUCCUAAAGAAACUUCAGCAGUGCUGUGUCAUUUUUGACUUCAUGGACACGCUAUCUGAUCUUAAAAUGAAAGAAUACAAGCGCUCCACUCUUAAUGAGCUGGUGGACUACAUUACAAUAAGCAGAGGCUGUUUGACAGAGCAGACUUACCCUGAAGUAGUUAGAAUGGUAUCUUGCAAUAUAUUCAGAACUCUCCCUCCUAGUGACAGCAAUGAAUUUGAUCCAGAAGAAGAUGAACCUACCCUGGAGGCAUCAUGGCCACACUUACAGCUUGUAUAUGAAUUUUUCAUACGAUUUUUGGAAAGCCAAGAAUUUCAACCCAGCAUUGCCAAAAAAUACAUAGAUCAGAAAUUUGUAUUACAGCUUUUGGAGCUAUUUGACAGCGAAGACCCUCGGGAACGGGACUACUUAAAAACAGUUUUACACAGAAUUUAUGGCAAGUUUCUUGGUCUUAGAGCAUUUAUCCGAAAACAGAUUAACAAUAUUUUUCUAAGGUUUGUUUAUGAAACAGAACACUUCAAUGGCGUAGCUGAACUGCUGGAAAUAUUAGGAAGUAUUAUCAAUGGCUUUGCUUUACCUCUUAAGGCAGAACACAAACAGUUUCUGGUGAAAGUGUUGAUCCCUUUACACACUGUCAGGAGCUUAUCACUCUUCCACGCCCAGCUUGCAUAUUGCAUAGUACAGUUUCUGGAGAAAGAUCCUUCACUCACAGAACCAGUUAUUAGGGGGUUAAUGAAAUUUUGGCCCAAAACAUGUAGUCAAAAAGAGGUCAUGUUCCUUGGGGAGCUGGAAGAAAUAUUGGAUGUGAUUGAACCUUCACAAUUUGUUAAAAUUCAAGAACCUUUGUUUAAACAAAUUGCCAAGUGUGUCUCUAGCCCCCAUUUUCAGGUGGCAGAAAGGGCACUCUAUUAUUGGAAUAAUGAAUACAUCAUGAGUUUGAUAGAAGAAAACUCUAAUGUCAUCCUUCCCAUCAUGUUUUCCAGUCUUUAUAGGAUUUCAAAAGAACAUUGGAAUCCGGCUAUCGUGGCAUUAGUCUACAAUGUGUUGAAGGCAUUUAUGGAAAUGAACAGCACCAUGUUUGAUGAGCUUACAGCCACAUACAAGUCAGAUCGUCAGCGUGAGAAAAAGAAAGAAAAGGAGCGUGAAGAAUUGUGGAAAAAACUGGAGGAUCUGGAAUUGAAGAGAGGUCUUCGACGUGAUGGGAUAAUUCCAACUUAACAAAAAUAAUAACAACAACAUUACUAACCUGUGGAGUCACACAUUUAUGUAGUAGAAGAUGGAGCAACAGUUUUCUGUAUUGUGCAACUUUACAGUAGAUUUCACAUUUGUUUCAUUAUUACAACAGCACUGUAUAUACCUGUCUCUUAAGUAAAGGAAAAAAAAAUAAGGACUUCAAUCCAAAGUUUGGAUGGUAGAUGGACUUCUCAGAACUUUGCAAAACAUAAUCAUUGUUCUAACCCUCUUUUAAAAAAAAAGAGCAGUCUUCAAAGAUUGUUGAUGAAAUUGCUGUUAAAAUUCCAUUAAUCGGAAGUUCCUUUACCAUUAGCAGAGAGUAUGAAACAAUUUUCAAAUGUGAACAAUCUUAAAUUUAGCUUGUCUUUCUGCUAAGCUGUUAAAUGUAUUUAUAGUAAAGGAAGAAACAAAAAAGACUGUCAUUUCCAUAUAAGUUUGUAUAACAUCCUCCUCUGGGUAACUUGACUGUAAUUUGACAUCUUUUCCUUUUGCACAUGUUCAUGAGUUGAAUGUCCACAUGGAACGGGGCCAUGAAUUACAAAGGUCCCUGAUAAAAGUUUUGUUUACCGGAGUGAACAUCUCUCCAGUAACCAGGGAGUCCUGGUACUCCUUUAGUUUUAAAAUUAGGAGUAAAUGAGAAGAGGUGAUAAACAUAGUAAGGAAGGGAAUUUUGGAUUCAUGCAUGAAUUCAUGGUGAAUCCAAAUCAAUGUCUUGAAUCCUUUGAAAACAGGCACUGGACAUCAGAGGCUUCAGUACCUGACCAGUAUUAGUUGCGUACAUCAUUGAACACACAUACCAGAGAUGUUUUAGAAAUGUCACAAAACAUCCCUUUGGACCAUUUUGAAAUCAGAAAGACAAACACUAAACAGUACAACCAUGAAAUUGAUCGCCAGGAUUGCGAAUCUAAUUGGUAAUAGAGUUGAGCAAACAGCUUGGACUGUUUGGAGUUGUUGCCUUACUUUUUAAUAUGUAUUUAUAAAGUAUUCCAGCAAAAGAGGAUGUAGCCUCUGGGAAAAAACAAACAUGUUACAGUGUUUUUUGUAGAUUCUCGUUCUAUAUCUCAUCACAGCGCCAGCCCUGUUUUUAGCCAGAAAGGAUUCAGGAUAAACAUUAUUAUGCAUUCUGCAUUGGAUGCGUAUUCCUAACUACUGUAUUUGUUACCAAAAGUGGUUCUACAAAUGCUACUGAAAAAAAAAAUCUGGAAAUUCCUAAUGUCCUGAGUAUUAAUAAUAAAGUUUAAAAAUGCUUUUAUAUCAAAGGUGCAUUGUGACCAAAUUGUUUAAGAAAAAGAAAAAAAAAACAAAACAAACUCUAGGGCUGUAUUGUAGAUACAUCCUAUUGGCUCUCUGCUUUGUAUUUAAUUUAAACAAGGACUCUUACAUUUGGGUGAGAUAAAAAUACUGAUAAAAGUUGUGUACAGUAUGUACUUACCUAAUGUGGUUGCAUUAUUAUGUACUGAAAGAUAUGUGUUUGGGGGUUUAUUUCCAGGAUGCUUUUGUUUGUUGUGGACAUGGCAGCAGUGAGUUGGUAAUCCUAAACCAUCACUUCCCAGCAGUAUUCAUGGUAUAGAGCUGACCGUGUUCAUGUGUUGAAAUGUGAUAGUAGCAAACCAGAACAUAUGAACUGUUGUUGCUCUUCGUAGUAAUAAUAUCAAUCUGGGCUUGUAUAUUUUCUUCCUUCCAUUUAAUAUAAAGUAGAAUAUGCAGUUGUAUUGUUUCCAAAAAAGGGGGGGAAGCCGCUGACCUUUCUCCUCUAUUCAGUGUUUCAGGAUUAUCAGGUCACGGUUUGUGCAUAAAAGUCAGCUAAUUAUGGACAUUGUCAUCUCAAUAACUUUGUAAAACAGAAACAAAACUUGGCAUUGUUAAUUCUGAAAAAGAAACAGCGGUAAAAGAGUCACAUGCAACACCAAACACAACAUGGUUUAAUGGAAUUCAUAGAGUUUUUAAAAACACAAAACAUUCAUGGGGAUUCAAUGUAAAAUUGGCAGAGGCUGCCAAAGAUGAAACAACUUCCUUUAAAAGUGCUGGAGCAAAGGUGCAAGUUCAAAUACUAAAGAUAAAAAAUAAAUUUGUAACAAAUCAUCUCUGAUUUUAGCCCAUUAGUUUUGACUCUGCAUUACUUUUAGUUUUGACAAUACAGCCAUUAACUCAUCUUUUCAGAUAGAGGACAUUAAAAUCACAGGUUUGUGAAAUAUCUCUGCCCAUUAGAAUGGAAUGCAGUCAUUUGAAAUGAGAAAAACCAGGCUCCUUUUUUGCACCUUACCUUGUCCUCAGAGUUGAGGUGAGAACUACACAGAUACCUUGAUGUCAAUUUUGUAUGUUGAUCAUUCCAAACUGAGGAGAAUAAAGCCAAAUUUUAGACAUAGUGAAAGAAGCAAUUAUAGCUAUAUGUCUAAAAUUCAUAGGGCAACUUCUGAGAAGAAACACUGUCUUUUCUUUUUUAAUUGAAAGUGACAAUGUGACGUUUGUCAUGUUGUGUCCGGUGACGCACAGUAACUGAGGUAAUCUGACUGUUGCACUAUGUGACAUAUUUAAGGACGUACUUGCUGCAUUUGCAGCAGCCCUCUGUCCUUUCCCACAUUUCUGCUGUUGCUGCAACUUGAGUUCAUUGUGACAAAUGCAUCUUUGUGUUUUAUUUUGUUUGCUUCAUAAUUUCCAGAACUAUAUAUAAAUCUAUUUUUUAAAUAGCAGAUAUUGUAGUUAGUGAGUGAUGAUCACUCCAAACUUAUCCCUACCAUAUUGGUUUCAGGGGUAGGAUUCAGAGUGUCUUUGGAAGAAAAAACAAAAACCCUGUGGUUUAGAGUGAUGCUGAGGCCUUAGGCUGUGGGCCUAGAAAAACCAUGUGAGUGAAUUGACCCAUCUCAUACUUUGAAUCAAGCAUGCAUUCCUUUUCUCAUUGUGCAGGUGUCCCCAUUUGUUUUCCUUCAGUGUUUAGUUUUUGUCCUUCUGAAUUUUAUUAUAGUUUGCUCUCCCUAACAUCUGACUGUUUUUUUAUAAAAUAAAAUAAAAAAUAAAAAAAGUAAGAUAAAUAAUACCCUUGAUGCCGCUGGAUACUCACAAGCAGGGUUAUGCUCCUUCACCUUGGGCUUGCUUGCCUAACCGGAAGGGUUUAAUUUAUUUUGUACCUCCUCCUAUGCGUGGGACAGUCCAGGGUGCAGAGCCAGGAAUCGGUUGUAAUUGCACCUGCUAUACUUACACGUGUAGCCCUAGGCUCAAAUCACACUAUGGAAAGAAAAAAAAAAGUAUAUUUAGAGCUUUAAAAGCUUUUUUAUUUUUUUGUGGGGAUGCGGGGGGUGGGAAAGGGAAGAUGAAUGGAUGUUAUUGGCAUUUUUAAGUGUUCAGACUUUUGGUUUUUUUCCCCCCCGUGUUGCUUUUUUCCCUUUAAUUGGGUGCACUGCCCUGGCCCAUGAAAUGAAAAGAUUCUCUCUACCAAUGUUACCACAAAGUGACAGUCACCCACAGCAAAAAGGUGGCAUCAGACAUGAUCAGUGAUGUUUUCUUUGCACAUCAAUAUUUUUAUUUUUAUAUUCUGGCUCAGCUGCUUCUCUGAGUGGAGUUAAGGAAUGAGCCACAAAGGAUUUUUGUAGUCGGUAUAUUGGCAACGCGUUUUAUAUUUCUCAGUCUCGAAUUUUGAAACUCUAAAAGAAUUGUGCAUCUUGAGAGAAAGUGGAGCAAAUUUUGAUCUAGUGGAAUGUUCAUUUGUGCUGCUUGUGCACGAUGGCAGCAGUAGUAUCUCUCUUGGAAAUAAACAUCCCAUAUUAUGAUGUCUAUGAAAAUAGGUUUCCUUUUCUUCCCGCCCUCCCUCCCUGCCUCCCUUCCUCCCCUUUCUUUACUUUUUUAGAAAUCACUUAUUGUAAAUAAGUUGUAAUCCAAGCCUCAUGUAUCAGUGGGGGACUUUCAAAUAUAAAUAUUACCAAUACAUUUUCCUGGUUGUUGUCUGAUUUUUGAUUCAAGUAUAUGAGAAUGAAAUGUCCAUUGCUUUUGGUUUGAGGAUUUUACUUUAGCUUCAUAGAUCUUUUGGUAUUUUAGUAUUUCAUUGUUUUAGCAGGAGAGGGCAGCAAAAGUUUAUUUUCCCUGUUAGAAAUGCUGUGGUUCUUGAUUGGUUUUAAAUUUAGUUUUGUGUGUAUGUGCGUGUGCGUGCAUGUGUGUGUGUAAGCAGUAUCUGUGGCUAGAGGUAAAAAUGAAACAUUUUUGAUAUGAAAAGUUGCAUAUGAAAAUUGUAGACUGGUUCAGCCAGAUAGUGAAGACUUCUUAUCCACAUUCAAGUUAAAAUGCCACAAAACAAUCUUCCAGCUCUGGCUAAAAUAUGCUACUUCCUUUUCAAACACAACAAAAUGCAAGCCGAGUCUCAAACACUUGGAAUUUAAAAUGUCUUUCUUUGAAAAUGAUUUACUUCAAAGUGGUAACAGAGACAAAAAUGAAGGUGCUCCCAAAGAGAAAUGUAACCGUCCCCUUUCGCAGUGUGUGAGAGGUUCUGUACUGUGGGUGCAUCCUAAUAAAGAAGGAGU
Molecule: messenger RNA, 6469 nt
Organism: Rhinolophus ferrumequinum (greater horseshoe bat)
Lineage: Eukaryota; Metazoa; Chordata; Mammalia; Chiroptera; Rhinolophidae
Gene: PPP2R5E
Product: protein phosphatase 2 regulatory subunit B'epsilon
Exons: 14
Coding region: 543-1946 (467 amino acids)
Biological process (GO): signal transduction; protein dephosphorylation
Cellular component (GO): protein phosphatase type 2A complex; nucleus; cytosol
Molecular function (GO): protein phosphatase activator activity
Source: RefSeq, a predicted model, not a curated record